AUGGCAACUGAUCCCCUCGGAAUCAUCGGACAAGCUGUUGGAGCUGCAGGACUAGACCCGCGUCCUACACAGCUGACAUCGCUUUUCCAGGGCGCAAACGAUGGCCCGGCCAGAACUGCAGCUAAAAUAACCGGUGUCCAGGGCCCUGGCAAGCGCGAAGACGAUGGACCCUACUUCACCAACAACGAAGGAAUUCCAUUCCCCGAUCCCGCACACAGCAAGACAGUAGGCGGUAUUCCUGUUGUGUCUGAUGCUUUCCUUCUCCAGAAGCAACAGACAUUCAACCGGUCCAAGAACCUGGAGCGAAUGGUUCAUCCUUGUGGUAGCGGUGCCUUUGGAUACUUUGAGACCACUAAGGAUGUCUCUUCCCUUACCAAGGCUCAUUUCCUACGAUCCACUGGUGUCAAAACUCCGGUCUUUGUUCGAUUCUCGACCGUCACUCUGGGUCGUGAAUUCCCGGAUCUGGCGAGGAACCCACGCGGUUUUGCGAUCAAAUUUUACACCGGUGAAGGAAACUACGACAUUGUCGGAUUGAACUUCCCGGUUUUCUUCUGCCGUGACCCUAUUCAAGGUCCAGAUGUCAUUCGCUCGCAAUAUCGCAAUCCCAAGAAUUUCCUCCUAGAUCAUACUUCACUUUUCGAUCUGCUUGCAAACACUCCAGAGGGCAACCACGCGGGAAUGAUGUUCUUUUCCGAUCAUGGAACGCCAAAGGGUUGGACGAACAAUCAUGGAUAUGGCUGUCAUACCUUCAAAUGGGUCAAUACCAACGGCGAAUUCGUCUACAUCAAAUACCAUUUCAUCGCCAAUCACGGCCAGAAGCAGUUCAACGCAGACGAAGCCCUAGAGUAUGGAGGCGAGGACCCCGACUGGUCGAAGCGUGACCUGUGGCAGGCGAUCGAGAAAGGAGAGGAGAUUACCUGGACUGCUCAUGUCCAAAUCAUGAAGCCGGAGGAAGCCGAUCCCCAGAAACUAGGAUUCGAUCCCUUUGAUGUGACUAAAGUCUGGCCGAAGGACCAGUUUCCGUUGCAUGAGUUCGGCAGAUUGGUUCUGAACAAGAACCCGGAAAACUUCCAUCGCGACGUCGAGCAAGCGGCCUUUUCGCCGGGAAGCAUGGUCCCUGGUAUCGAGGACAGCCCGGAUCCGCUCCUGCAGUUCCGUAUGUUCUUCUAUCGCGACGCGCAAUAUCACCGGAUCGGAGUGAACUUGCAUCAAGUACCGGUUAACUGUCCGUUCAUGACAUCCUCCUACUCGAGCCUGAACUUCGACGGCCAAAUGCGCGUGGACGCAAACCACGCCAUGAACCCUCAAUACGUGCCCAACAGCUUCGUGCACAAGUUCCGUCCAGAUACUGCGGAAGCUCCAUACCAAGUCUCGGACAGCUUUGUCGGUCGAAAGUCGCACUACUACCAUGAAGGCAAACCGUCAGAGUAUGAUCAACCACGGGAAUUGUAUCGCCGUGUGAUGGACGAUAAAGCCCGGCGUCAUCUACAUAAGAACACAGCUCGACUGCUGAAACUGGUGGAUACUAUUGAUGUUCAGAUCAAGUAUCUUGCACAGGUGUUCUGCAUUGCGCCUGAGUAUGCAAAGGGAGUGUAUGAUCAUCUCCCUCCUGAGCAGCAGAAGAAGUUCAGUUAUGCCGAUGUGGAGAAGCGUGCGAAUGGAGCUGAAAAAGCGGGCAAAGAGCCCAAGUUCAUGCCCAGUCUGCAGUCGGAUAAACUGGUGGGUAUGUGUCCUGCUAUGUCGGUUUACAAUGUGUGAUAGCUGGUCUGCUGUUUGGCUACUAGGCUGUUGUUAAUCUGAAUCUACCUGAAUUUUCGCCAUUCCAAACCAACAAGACCAUCAUAGUCUGGAAUGUCCUUGUGCUACAUUUGGGCGGGCGACUUACUCAAUCCUUGUCAUCAAUCGGACUGCUGUUGUGACACAAUGUAGGUCAGAUACGCAACCAUCCAGUAGGC
Molecule: messenger RNA, 1955 nt
Organism: Aspergillus sclerotioniger CBS 115572
Lineage: Eukaryota; Fungi; Ascomycota; Eurotiomycetes; Eurotiales; Aspergillaceae
Product: catalase
Exons: 8
Coding region: 1-1758 (585 amino acids)
Biological process (GO): hydrogen peroxide catabolic process; response to hydrogen peroxide
Cellular component (GO): cytoplasm; peroxisome; mitochondrion
Molecular function (GO): heme binding; catalase activity
Source: RefSeq, a predicted model, not a curated record